Molecule: messenger RNA, 3215 nt
Organism: Fukomys damarensis (Damara mole-rat)
Lineage: Eukaryota; Metazoa; Chordata; Mammalia; Rodentia; Bathyergidae
Gene: Ctnnb1
Product: catenin beta 1
Exons: 14
Coding region: 54-2399 (781 amino acids)
Biological process (GO): cell adhesion; positive regulation of transcription by RNA polymerase II
Cellular component (GO): adherens junction; catenin complex
Molecular function (GO): alpha-catenin binding; protein phosphatase binding; transcription coactivator activity
Source: RefSeq, a predicted model, not a curated record
UUCCAGGGUAUCUGAAGUACAGUGCUCAGCUGCUCUGAAAGCCCUCGUGGACAAUGGCUACUCAAGCUGACUUGAUGGAGCUGGACAUGGCCAUGGAGCCGGACAGGAAGGCGGCUGUCAGUCACUGGCAGCAGCAGUCGUACCUGGAUUCUGGAAUCCACUCUGGGGCCACCACCACAGCACCUUCUCUGAGCGGCAAGGGCAACCCCGAGGAGGAGGAUGUGGACACCUCCCAGGUCCUGUACGAAUGGGAGCAGGGAUUCUCCCAGUCCUUCACUCAGGAGCAAGUGGCUGACAUUGACGGGCAGUACGCGAUGACGCGCGCUCAGCGGGUGCGCGCCGCCAUGUUCCCGGAGACACUGGAUGAGGGCAUGCAGAUCCCCUCCACACAGUUUGACGCCGCUCACCCCACCAACGUCCAGCGUUUGGCCGAACCGUCCCAGAUGCUUAAGCACGCUGUUGUAAACCUGAUCAACUACCAGGAUGAUGCAGAGCUCGCCACACGCGCCAUCCCUGAACUCACAAAGCUGCUCAAUGACGAAGACCAGGUGGUGGUCAAUAAGGCUGCGGUGAUGGUCCACCAGCUCUCCAAAAAGGAGGCCUCCAGACACGCCAUCAUGCGCUCUCCUCAGAUGGUGUCUGCUAUCGUGCGCACCAUGCAGAACACGAAUGACGUGGAGACUGCGCGCUGCACUGCCGGGACCUUGCAUAACCUCUCCCACCAUCGCGAGGGCUUGCUGGCCAUCUUUAAGUCUGGUGGCAUCCCUGCGCUGGUGAAAAUGCUGGGCUCACCAGUGGAUUCAGUGUUGUUUUACGCCAUUACAACUCUUCACAACCUUCUGUUACAUCAAGAAGGAGCUAAAAUGGCAGUGCGUUUAGCUGGUGGCCUGCAGAAAAUGGUUGCACUGCUCAAUAAAACAAAUGUUAAAUUCUUGGCUAUUACAACAGACUGCCUUCAGAUUUUAGCUUAUGGCAAUCAGGAAAGCAAGCUGAUCAUCCUGGCCAGUGGUGGGCCCCAGGCCUUAGUGAACAUAAUGAGGACCUACACCUACGAGAAACUGCUGUGGACCACGAGCAGGGUGCUGAAGGUGCUGUCCGUCUGCUCCAGUAACAAGCCGGCCAUCGUGGAGGCUGGUGGGAUGCAGGCCUUAGGGCUGCACCUGACAGACCCGAGCCAGCGCCUCGUCCAGAACUGUCUCUGGACACUGAGGAACCUCUCAGACGCCGCAACUAAGCAGGAAGGGAUGGAGGGUCUCCUGGGCACGCUCGUCCAGCUGCUGGGCUCCGAUGACAUCAAUGUGGUCACCUGUGCCGCCGGGAUCCUCUCUAACCUCACUUGCAACAACUACAAGAACAAGAUGAUGGUGUGCCAGGUGGGCGGGAUAGAGGCUCUGGUGCGCACCGUCCUGCGUGCCGGGGACAGGGAGGACAUCACCGAGCCAGCCAUCUGUGCUCUGCGCCAUCUAACCAGCCGGCACCAGGAGGCAGAGAUGGCCCAGAAUGCUGUUCGCCUGCACUAUGGCCUCCCGGUUGUGGUUAAGCUCCUGCACCCACCAUCCCAUUGGCCUCUAAUAAAGGCUACUGUCGGAUUGAUUCGCAAUCUUGCCCUUUGUCCAGCAAAUCAUGCGCCUCUGCGAGAGCAGGGUGCUAUUCCACGCCUGGUCCAGCUGCUUGUGCGCGCACACCAGGACACCCAGCGUCGCACGUCCAUGGGCGGGACGCAGCAGCAGUUUGUGGAGGGGGUCCGCAUGGAAGAGAUCGUUGAAGGUUGUACUGGAGCCCUGCACAUCCUUGCUCGGGACGUUCACAACCGAAUUGUCAUCCGAGGACUCAACACCAUUCCACUGUUUGUGCAGCUGCUCUACUCCCCUAUUGAGAACAUCCAGAGAGUCGCCGCGGGGGUCCUCUGUGAGCUCGCCCAGGACAAGGAGGCUGCAGAGGCCAUCGAGGCCGAGGGGGCCACGGCACCUCUGACGGAGCUGCUGCACUCGAGGAACGAAGGCGUGGCCACAUAUGCAGCCGCCGUGCUUUUCCGGAUGUCUGAGGACAAGCCGCAGGACUACAAAAAGCGGCUCUCUGUGGAGCUGACCAGCUCCCUCUUCAGGACAGAGCCCAUGGCUUGGAACGAGACUGCUGAUCUUGGACUUGAUAUUGGUGCCCAGGGAGAACCCCUUGGAUAUCGCCAGGAUGACCCCAGCUACCGCUCCUUCCACGCCGGUGGCUAUGGCCAGGAUGCCUUGGGCAUGGACCCCAUGAUGGAGCACGAGAUGGGCGGCCACCACCCUGGGGCCGACUACCCAGUGGAUGGGCUGCCGGACCUGGGCCAUGCCCAGGACCUCAUGGACGGGCUGCCGCCAGGUGACAGCAAUCAGCUGGCCUGGUUUGACACUGACCUGUAACCUCCUUUAGGUAAGAAGAUAAAAAAGCCAGUUGGGUAAGUUUUGCUCUGCCUACAGAACUUGAGCGAGACUUGGUUGUAGGGUGGGAGUGGCUAGGGCCUAUCUGUAAACCUGCUUCAAAGACAGCUGGGCUUGGCGAGGAGAUGUCUUGGGACAUGUGAAUGUUCUUGGAUUUUGGGGUGUUCUGUGAUCAUGUGUUUGGAAGUUAUUAACUUUAAUGUUUUUUUGCCACAGCUUUUGCAACUUAAUACUCCAAUGAGUACCAUGUGCUGUUGAAUAUUAAUAGCAGCCUCUGUACAGCUGUGUUGUCUGAACUUGGUUGUGAUUGGCCUGUGGAGUGGCGGAGGGCUCGAGGGUGGGCUGGUCUCAGAAAGUGCCUGACACACUAACCACGCAGAGUUUCCUAUGGGAACACUUGAAGUAAACUUUUGUUCUGGUCCUUUUCGGUCGAGGAGUAACAAUACAUAUGGAUUUGGGGAGUGACUCGAGAAGUGAAGAAUGCACAAGAAUGGAUCACAAGAUGGAAUUUAUCAAACCCUAGCCUUGCUUGUUAAAAAGUUUUGUUUUGUUUUGUUUUUUUUAAAUAUCUGUAAUGGUACUGACUUUGCUUGCUUUGAAGUAGCCGUUUAAUUUCCUUUUUUUUUUCUUUUGCAGUAACUGUUAGUUUUUAAGUCUCUUGUAGCGUUAUGUUCUAGUGAAUACUGCUGCAGCGAUUUCUAAUUUUUAAAAAUUGAGUAAUGGUGUAGAACACUAAUUCAUAAUCACUCUAAUUGUAAUCUGAGAAAGUGUAACAUUGUGUAGCCUUUUUGUAUAAAA